Molecule: messenger RNA, 564 nt
Organism: Camponotus floridanus (Florida carpenter ant)
Lineage: Eukaryota; Metazoa; Arthropoda; Insecta; Hymenoptera; Formicidae
Exons: 4
Coding region: 62-403 (113 amino acids)
Source: RefSeq, a predicted model, not a curated record
GAUGCCUUGAGAAUAUGGCUUCAUGUCAAUCAAUGUCAAUGUGAUUGUCUCGUGAAUCAUAAUGGAGUAUCUGUCAAAUAGUAUAUUUUUUAUAUUUAUUUGGAUUUUCUCGGCCUUUUCACCGGCUACUGCACAUUAUUGUGCAUGGGGACUGUGUGAAUCAUGGGAACAGUGUUGUGAUGAAAAUGUAUGUUGCAGCCCCAAAGAUUACAGUAUAUGGAUCACUGUGAUAAUCGUAGCUGGAAUUGUAAUUGGAAUGGUGCUAGCUGGUACAUGUCUUUCUUACAAUCUUCGUCGUAUUUAUCUUUAUCUGCAACAAAGAUAUUAUGGUAUUAAUUCUGUGUCAGUGCCAUCAGAAUUUGAGCCUGAUGGAAAAUCAAUAAAAAUUACAUUUCAAGAGUAAAAUAUGUACAAAAAAGUCGGAAAGUUUUGGUGUAAUAUCUCUUUGCCGUGGCUCUGGAUCCUUACUUCGUAAAAUAGUAGAUGGCAACUGUUUCUCAUCUAUGCUUAAAUCUACUAGAUUUUUAUAAAUUGCCUCGUCCAAUGGAAAAUCCAGUGCUGCAG